CGUUGCUCGAUUGCACCGAGCCCCAGCCCGACUCCGUGGCACCUGCCUGGAUCUGAAGAGAGAAACGUGAAAGUCGUUCGCUGCUUCCUCCCUAUAAGAUCCUGUCCCCCCCUCCUUUCCCAAGAUCUGUGUCUCGUCCCUCCCUUCCCCGUGUCUCACGCUCCAAGUCAUCGACACUCCGGCCCCCCUGCUCACCGACAAGACUUCCACAGAGACAGUUCUUCAGCCAUGGCCACCAACAACAACAAGGAGGGCGCUGGCAUCGUCCAGGAUGAGCAUCGCCACGGCUCCAUCAACCUCCCUGCCGCCCAGGAUAUCAACGGCGUCGAGGCCCCCGUCACCUGGAAGGCCUACCUCAUGUGCGCCUUCGCCUCGUUCGGUGGUAUCUUCUUCGGUUACGACUCUGGUUACAUCAACGGUGUCAACGGCGCCAAGAUCUUCGUCGAGGCCGUCGAGGGCCCCGGCGCCACGGAGCUGAGCUACAGCCACCUGACCCUCAUCACCUCCAUCCUCUCCGUUGGUACCUUCUUCGGUGCCGUCAUUGCUGGUGAUGUCGCCGAGUGGAUCGGCCGCAAGUGGACUGUCAUCCUCGGCUGCUUCAUCUACAUGAUCGGUGUUGUUGUCCAGAUGAUCACUAGCCCCGACCAAGCCCUCGGUCCCAUUGUCGCCGGUCGUCUCAUUGCCGGUCUUGGUGUCGGUUUCGAGUCCGCCAUUGUCAUCCUGUACAUGUCUGAGAUUUGCCCCCGCAAGGUCCGUGGUGCCCUCGUGGCCGGUUACCAAUUCUGCAUCACCAUCGGUAUCAUGUUGGCCUCCAUUGUCGUCUAUGGCACCCAGGACCGCACCGACACUGGCUCCUACCGCAUCCCCAUCGCCAUCCAGUUCCCCUGGGCCCUCAUCCUCGGCGGAGGUCUCCUCUUCCUCCCCGACUCCCCUCGCUACUUUGUCAAGAAGGGCAAGAUUGCCAAGGCCAAGAACUCGCUCGCUCGCGUCCGUGGCCAGCCCGAGGACUCCAUCUACGUCCAGAGUGAGCUUUCGGAGAUUAUCGCCAACGAGGAGUACGAGCGUGCUCUGAUCCCCUCGACUACCUGGUUCGGCUCCUGGGCCAACUGCUUCAAGGGCAGCAUCUUCUCCCCCAACUCCAACCUGCGCCGCACCGUCCUCGGUACCUCUCUCCAGAUGAUGCAGCAGUGGACUGGUGUCAACUUCAUCUUCUACUACUCGACUCCCUUCCUCAAGUCGACGGGCGCCAUUUCGGACACCUUCCUCAUCUCCAUGAUCUUCACCAUUGUCAACGUCUGCUCCACCCCCCUGUCCUUUUGGACCGUCGAGCGCUUCGGUCGCCGCACCAUCCUCAUUUGCGGCGCCUUUGGUAUGCUCAUCUGCCAGUUCCUCGUCGCCAUCAUCGGUGUCACUGUUGGCUUCAACAAGACCCACCCUUCGCCCACUGACCCGACCGAGUCGCUCGCCAACAACAUCCCUGCCGUCAACGCCCAGAUCGCCUUCAUCGCCAUCUUCAUCUUCUUCUUCGCCUCCACCUGGGGUCCUGGUGCCUGGAUCGUCAUCGGCGAGAUCUUCCCUCUGCCCAUCCGCUCGCGUGGUGUUGCCCUGUCCACCGCCUCCAACUGGCUCUGGAACACCAUCAUCGCCAUCAUCACCCCCUACAUGGUCCACGAGGACAAGGGCAACAUGAAGUCGUCCGUCUUCUUCGUCUGGGGCGGUCUCUGCACGGCUGCCUUUGUCUACUCCUACUUCCUCAUCCCCGAGACCAAGGGCCUCACCCUCGAGCAGGUCGACAAGAUGAUGGAGGAGACCACCCCCCGCACCUCGGCCAAGUGGAAGCCCACCACCACCUUUGCCUCGCAGGUUGGCACCAAGGACGGCUUCCUCGACCCCAACGUCGUCGGCGACGUCGAGCGCCGCGGCUCUGCCGUCUAAAUCUAGUUCACUCUGUUCCUGGCAGAUGGAUCUACCCUACCAUAUACUCUAUUUAAAUACCCGGUGUUUGAUAUUCCUGCCCAACGCGGAAUUCGCAUAUAGUAAUCGCUUGAGUAGCUGAAUGCAAGUUUAUACUUUUCAUGUACUCUUCGCUCCUUGAUGCAGCAGUGAUUCCCUUGUACUGACAGCUGUUGAUGAGUCGAUAAUCGACCCACUGGUGAGUGGCCCCAGGGCCCAGGCCAGCCCCGGCCAGCCUCCACGAGAUGUGGAUCCCAUCUUAUCAGAUCAUCUGAUUAAAAUGCGCAUCUCCGCUUCCAUCUCAGCCUCACUUUGAUUUUGUGCCUGAUUUAUCUCUCGUGUUUCCUUUUCGCUCAUCGCCCGCCAUGCGUUUCUCUGUGAUAUUGGCGCUUCUCUUCAGCGCCACGGA
Molecule: messenger RNA, 2362 nt
Organism: Emericellopsis atlantica
Lineage: Eukaryota; Fungi; Ascomycota; Sordariomycetes; Hypocreales; Bionectriaceae
Product: general substrate transporter
Exons: 2
Coding region: 229-1935 (568 amino acids)
Biological process (GO): carbohydrate transport; transmembrane transport
Cellular component (GO): membrane
Molecular function (GO): carbohydrate:proton symporter activity
Source: RefSeq, a predicted model, not a curated record